This is a messenger RNA of Penicillium pulvis, 705 nucleotides long. RefSeq names its product DUF2458 domain-containing protein. The coding region runs from base 1 to 705 and encodes 234 amino acids. The record is from RefSeq and is a predicted model, not a curated record. The transcript has 3 exons. NCBI's taxonomy places the organism in Eukaryota, Fungi, Ascomycota, Eurotiomycetes, Eurotiales, Aspergillaceae.
AUGGCUGGUCAUUCUAAUCCCCCGGAUUUGAACUCUGUGCUUCAAGCACUUUCCAGCCUUGCUUCUCAGGGUAGCUCAUCUGGAACCCCUCAGUCGCCAUCACUACAGCCUCAUGUUACUCGACCGGCAAGGGUUGAGCCAAGUCAUACACCUCGGCCGGCGCAUUCGAAUCCACCAAAGCCGAGCACUCCUACUAUUGACCCCUCGACAAUUACUACUUGGCCUGCAGCAUUACGUUAUGUCAUGCGCACCGUGGGCCAAAACGAAGAAACCCAGCUUCGAAUCCGUGGGUUAAUCAGAAGCCAACAUAAUCAUGAACGGCAAUGGUGGAAGGGUCGUGAGGCUCUACUUCAGAGGCAGGGGGCUCGAGGUGAUAAACAAAAAGAGCUAGAUGCAGUCUUACGAUCGAUUGGCGCACCCGUUGAAUCAAAAGAAGGAUCUACCACGGAAGAGGACCAAGCAGAGCUCACAAAUUACGAUACAAAGAUCUACAAAGCUUCUGUGCAGAUGGCGGAUGCAUUGACAUCGGAACUACGUGGUCACCAGAUCCCAUUUUUUGUCAUCAAAAAGAGUCUGGUUCAAGACCCAGCAUCGGCAGCGGAGCUUGAUGGUACUUCCGACAUGGAUACAAAGCUGUCUAGGUCAGACCUUGAAGAUUUGCAACGUCGCAUGCUGCAGUUGCUUGAGGAUCUUUGCAAAGAAUAA